GGGCGGGCUCUUCGAUGGUGCCCCUCACAAACAUGGCACCUUACGUUGGUGUGCUUUGAUUCUGAGUACGCGUAGAUUCGGGAACGGUUCCUGUCGCUCGCGCCAAUGACGUCGCUGGCACGCUGAGAGGGACGCGGCGCGAGGCUGGAGCUGGACACGUGGGGAUGGAGCCGGCUCGGGGCUUCAGGGCCAGGGGGCGGCUGCGGAGGAGCCGGAGGCUGCAGGCGCAGGGGCUAGAGCCGGCGCCCGAGCGAAGCUGGGAGGAGCCUCUGGCUCCGCCGCUCGGCCCCGAGGACGGGCAAGCGGGUGCCCCCGGGGAGCCCGGCAGCGGCGCGACCCUGGGGGUGGCACCGGCACCGGCACCGGCCCUGGCCCUGCAGCGGCGGAAUCCGGCCAAGAAGGGCAAGGAGGCGCCGGCGGUUCCCAAGGGAAAACCUAAAUCCGGGCGGGUGUGGAAGGAUCCCGGCAAGAAGCGGUUUUCCCAUAUGAUUCAGGACAAGCCCCUCCGCACCUCCUGGGAGCGAAAGAUGAAAGAGCGCCAGGAGAAGAAAAUAGUCAAGGAUUUUGCCCAGCAUCUUCAGGAAGAAAAACAGAGGGCGCGUGAGGAGAAAAAGCAGCGCCGGGAAGAGAACUUGAAACGACGCCUGGAGAACGAGCGGAAGGCAGAGAUCGUACAAGUGAUCCGGAAUCCGCUCAAGCUGAAGCGUGCCAAGAAGAAGCAGCUACGCCGGAUCGAGAAGCGGGAUACGCUGGCAUUACUGCAGAAACGCCAGGCGCAGCGCAAAGAGGCCAAGGAGCCGAUGCCUGUAGCAAUAGAUCACCCUGUCACCUGCAGUUGGCAGCUUUCAGCAGCUGGACUUCUGCCUCCAGCCCUGCCGGGAACAUCCUGUCACCUCGAUGCACCAGCAGGCCUAGCAACCCGCUGAGCUGCUGCAUCCAUCCCACAAG
Chrysemys picta bellii (western painted turtle) is the source of this 948-nucleotide messenger RNA. The record is from RefSeq and is a predicted model, not a curated record. Lineage: Eukaryota; Metazoa; Chordata; Testudines; Emydidae.